Messenger RNA from Callorhinchus milii (elephant shark), 1616 nucleotides. It is a transcript of the gene tmem82, whose product is annotated as transmembrane protein 82. Bases 219 to 1259 code for a protein of 346 amino acids. The record is from RefSeq and is a predicted model, not a curated record. The transcript is spliced from 6 exons. Lineage: Eukaryota; Metazoa; Chordata; Chondrichthyes; Chimaeriformes; Callorhinchidae.
AUGGGUUGAGUUACAGCCAGUGGGUUGGGUUUGUAGGGAGGUGGGUGGAGUCCAGCUCAGUGAUUGCCUCUGGUGGACUUUGUUCCUUGAUCCUUACAUGGUCUCCUGGGAGCGGUCAAUCAGCCCUGGAGCCUGGGCUCAGACCGGGCCUGAAGGACACUCGCUGACAGACACACAGACACACACACACACACACAUGCACAUCCCUAACCCCUCACAUGAUGUUGGGCUUUUUCCGAUCGUGGACUUUGGGCUUUGGGUGGAUUUCGCUGAGCACCAGCCUUGUGGACAGCCUUCUACAGGGUGUUAUCGGGGCCUGUGCUGUCUGUGUGCUGUGUAACCUGCUGCGGAUGCACCUUUACAUCUUGUGUUUAAAUGGACCCUCCCAUCUCCGGAGGGAAGCCUCCAAACUGCGCGCCCAGUCACAGCUGCUGGAGUUCCUGCACCUGGUGAUCAUGUCUGGCCUGUUCUCGGUGGUGGGCGCCCGGGUCUCCUCCCUGGUGGUGCUGGAAUUCUCCCUCCGGACAGUCUCCAUGUUGCUCUCCGCUAAACAGGAGGCGUGUGGUGCCCAGGCCUUCCUGCUGUGUCAGUAUUCCCUGGGUUGUGGCAUGACAGCCAGCCUGAGCUACCUGAACGAGAGUGCCCCCCACUCCACGUGCAGCCUGGCGCUGAGCACGGGCCUGGCCGGGCUGCUGGCCUGGUCCCUGGAGAAGCUGGUGAGACACGUGACCACCAUGUACCAGCUCCACAGCACCGAGCGUUACUGCGGGGCCUGCCUCUCGCUCCUCACCACCUGGCACCAAGUCCCCGCGCUGCUCGGACACGCCAUGAAGAUCGCCUUCGCUGUGGCCGACGUGGCCGCCAUCUUCCUCAUCAACAGAGACUUCCUCACGGCCUCCGAGGCCCUGCGCUUCUGGACACCAUUGACCAUCUGCUACACCCUCUUGGUCAUCUACAUGCAAGAGGAGCAGAAACAGAAGUCGAGUGAGCAGAGCUGUAUCCAGACAGUGUGUGUGAGGAUGGGGGGCCUUUUGAUCCUCACCCUGACUGUGGGCCGUUGGGUGGAUGUGCUCCACGUCCUCCUCUCCCUCCUGGGGGAGCUGUGGUGUCUGAUCCGGGUGGCCAACAUGCUGGAGGUCUGCAGACUGCAGGAGGCCAUCGAGCUCCAAGGUCGAGGUGGGACAAGACAGCUGUCAACGGAGAGGAGAUCCAGGGUCUCAAACACCCCAAAGCCUGGAGCAUUAGGAGACAGCGACUGAUGGAAGAGAGGACAGCCCCCCACCCCACCGGCCUCAACACGUACUCUGUUGGACAUCCUGCAUUGAGGCCCCUUCCCCCUGCAAACGCCCACUGCUCACACCUACUGCUCACACCCGUUUGUAAACCGUUGAGAUGUGGAAUGGGAUCCGGGUGUUUCCCACAAGCUCUAAUUCUCUAUGUGGUGCUCGUACUCACGAAGGUGUAUGAACAUUGUGGAAUGAGUUCUAUAAUGAUUGCUUUGAUUUUUGAUACAGCGCCUUAUCGUCGUCGUCGAGACGUCUCAAAGCGCAUCACAAGUUUUUAAUGUGAAUUGUCGUGACAGUGCACCUUCUGAGCAAACGCGGCAGCCAAGUUGC